Molecule: messenger RNA, 1279 nt
Organism: Schistosoma margrebowiei
Lineage: Eukaryota; Metazoa; Platyhelminthes; Trematoda; Strigeidida; Schistosomatidae
Source: the annotation of a GenBank genome assembly
CGGCAAUUGAAAUACGGAAUGCCCGCUUCCAGUCAGCGCGUUCAAGGUCGUUGAAACGAAACGGCGGACAGAUUUGAAAGGGAUUACCGUUUUUACCGUGUCGUAUGCGGGAAUACAAGCUGGUUGUGCUUGGCAGUGGUGGAGUUGGGAAGAGUGCUCUCACUGUUCAGUUUGUGCAAGGAAUUUUCGCUGAAAAGUAUGACCCAACUAUCGAAGACAGCUAUCGGAAGCAGGUUGAAAUUGAUUCUCAACAAUGCAUGCUAGAGAUUCUAGAUACAGCUGGAACUGAGCAAUUCACAGCAAUGAGGGAUCUUUACAUGAAAAAUGGUCAAGGGUUUCUGCUAGUUUACUCCAUCACAUCACAGGCUACAUUCACUGAUCUCAACGAUCUGAGAAAACAAAUCCUUCGUGUGAAAGAUGUUGACGAGUUUCCACUAGUUCUGGUUGGAAAUAAAUGUGAUUUAGAAGAUGAAAGAAGUGUGGGUACCGAACAGGGACGAAACUUGGCAAAUGAGUGGAAGUGUCAUUUCGCAGAGACUAGUGCCAAGACUAAAUCUAAUGUAAAUGAGAUAUUUCACGAUCUUGUUCGUCAAAUUAAUGCGAAGACACCCAAUCCUGCAUCGAAGUCGUCGAAGAAAUCAAAAUGCUGUUGUCUAUGAUGUAGCAGUUUUGUAUGCUUUUAAUAUCUUGUUAUUUAUUUACGCGUCUAUAAAAUGACCAAGCUUCACUAACUUACAUUCGAAAGUUCAUUAUUAACUUUGUUCUGACUUCGUGUAGUAGUUGUGCCCUUACUGUUCUUAUUCGCUGGUCUCAUUUUUUAAAUUUAGUAUAUUAUGUUGGCAUUAUUUUGUCCCGGCCUCUCUUAUGUUUCGUGUAGUUCUCACAGUUUUGCUUUAGUUGCUUGCUUCCUGAUUGAUGAAAUAAAAACAGGUCAUACCUUGUUCUGAAACAUCCUAAUCAGUAUAUGCCGUUUGAUUAGUAAUAUUUUAAUGUUUUUAAUCUUCAUUUUUGUUUCUUUCAACUUCGGUGUCAGAAUUUUUUGUAAUUUUCACGCUUUCUGCCUUAUACAAACUUCAGUUUUUUUAAAUUUCCAAUGGUCCGAUGUGGUGUGACAUGAUUAUCCAGUUAGGAUUGUGUAUAGUUUUUAACUGUUUCUUUUAUUAACUUUGUUUUAUUAUCACAUGUAUCGGUGAUACCCUUUUUGUUUUCUGAUUUUACAUUAAUAUACGCUAUCAGCGAUCUCAAUCAUUUUUGGGAAAUAAACUUAUAUUAUAUACAA